Molecule: messenger RNA, 814 nt
Organism: Aspergillus piperis CBS 112811
Lineage: Eukaryota; Fungi; Ascomycota; Eurotiomycetes; Eurotiales; Aspergillaceae
Exons: 2
Coding region: 81-566 (161 amino acids)
Source: RefSeq, a predicted model, not a curated record
GCCUAAUUCCAGGGUGUGCUGGUAGGACUAAGGUCAUUGAUUCUUCUUUUUCAUUGUCGAAACCAUCCUGCCCCCAAAAGAUGAUGGUCUUGUUGAAAGCCCUUAGUGUUUUGCUUGCGGUGGAAGCGGCGCAAGCAUCCUCACCAUCAUGCACAGAAAACCUCCUCAAUGAUACCAUCUCCUUCUUCAGCCACGCCCCCUUGACUUUCUCCUAUGAGGUCAACAGCACCACUCUGUGCGCAGCUCGGUGUGCGCGAGUCCCGGCUUGUCACGCCUGGCUGUACUCUACGUCGGGUCGGGAGUGUCAAUUAUACCGGCAGCAGCCUGUUUCCCAGGCCUACAACCCGCAGUUUAUAUCCGGAAUAUGUGGGGAGCCGUCCAAGCGUAUACCAAACUCAGCAAUCUCUGCUUCCUCCUCCCUUCCCUCCCCGUUGCCAUCCGCUCCUGCGGUCCGUAGGGUCUCUCACGAUGCGAGCAACUCAGGAUCAGCUGUGAAGCGUGACUACACUGCGCAUCAUCAGCAUCAUCAUCAUCACACCCACCAUCGGCAACACCACGGACACUGAGAUUGGGCUCGAGAAGAAUGUAUACUGCUGCUCAGAAGAUACGCUAUGAUAUGCGAGCCCAACAUUGUGGUAGCAGAGGCCCCUAAUGGAGCUCGAUCUAACAACCACGCUUCCCGGAAUAAAUCCGAAAAUUUCACGUAGCUAUCGAGCAAAUACGUACAAGAGCUGGUAGUUAUUGUGGGCAUUCUAAAACUAGAAUAUUCAUAUAAAGCAUUCUUCUAUUUUCGUUAAUGCCAUACCAUUUUCUG